This is a messenger RNA of Ictalurus punctatus (channel catfish), 2766 nucleotides long. It is a transcript of the gene rp2, whose product is annotated as RP2 activator of ARL3 GTPase. Lineage: Eukaryota; Metazoa; Chordata; Actinopteri; Siluriformes; Ictaluridae. Gene Ontology annotation, biological process: post-Golgi vesicle-mediated transport. Bases 145 to 1257 code for a protein of 370 amino acids. The record is from RefSeq and is a predicted model, not a curated record. Gene Ontology annotation, cellular component: periciliary membrane compartment; cilium. The transcript has 5 exons. Gene Ontology annotation, molecular function: GTPase activator activity.
GGCGAGCGUUAGGAAACGGGAAGCGCUCUGGUUUACGGGCGUUAGUGAUUUGUUAGGUCGACGCGGCUGUGUGACGAAGUGCUGCUGGUGUCUGGUGGGGGGUGUUUUAAAGUUAUUUUCAAAUUAAGAGGUGAUUUUCGAAGCAUGGGGUGCUUUUUCUCGAAAAAGUCAAGGAGAAAAUCUCCGGAUAAAGACCCUGCGCUGGCUUCGGACGUCUCUACGAGUAAUAACGCUCCUGAAACCAACAACACCAACGGUAACCAAGAGGAACCCAAACAGUACAGCUGGGACAAACGGGAUAAGGUUGAUCCGAAGGACUUCACGCUGAGCGGUUUGAAGGAUGCGACCGUAGGCCGUCUGCCCGGAACUCUGAACGGCCAGCAGUUCAUCAUCCAAGAAUGCGAGAACUGUAACAUCUACGUGUUCGACCACUCGGCCGCGGUCAACGUCGACGACUGCGUCAACUGCCGCAUCGUGCUCGGCCCCGUCCGAGGCAGCGUCUUCUUCCGAAACUGCAGAGACGUUAAGUGCGUGGUGGCGUGCCAGCAGUUCCGCACGAGGGACUGCAAGAAAAUGGACGUGUUUCUGUGCUGUGCCACGCAGCCCAUCGUCGAGUCUUCUACAGGCAUGAAGUUCGGCUGCUUUCAGUACUAUUACCCCGAGCUGGCCUUCCACUUCAAGGACGCGGGGCUGAGCAUCUUCAACAACAACUGGAGCAACAUCCACGACUUCACGCCCGUGUCGGGCGAGACCAACUGGAGCCUACUGGCCGAGGACGCCGCCGUGUCGGAGCACGUUCCUCUCCCGGAUCCCGAGUCGGAGUUUAAGAGCGUCCGCGUGUCCGCUGAGAAGAACCGCAGCAUCAUCCCGUUGACCAAAGGAGGGAGGAGAAAGGAGAGCGAGGAGUCCUGCUUGUUCGUCUUCUUCGCUGGAGAUUACACCACGGCCAACGCUCGCAAGCUCAUCGACGAGGUGACUGCCAAGGGCUUCGUCCUGGUCCAGACCAAAGAGGUGUCCAUGCGUCCCGAAGACGUGAGCAGAGUGUUCCAGAACAGCGCAGAGGACCUCGCCGACUGGACGGCUAAAGGUCCCGUCGUGGCCCUCGAGCUGAACGGAGACGGCGUGGUGGAAGCCUGUAGGAUCAUCGCCAAUGAGGUGUUCAGCGGAACAAAGGUGUUUGUUUCUGAGAAUAAAAAUUCAGCCUCGCAGGACGUCGACAACUUCUUCAACUUUGCCGACAUGCAGCUGGGACUGUGAGCGGACCGGGACGCGGUUUUUAACACACACAUUUUUAACUUUUCUACGUUCAUCGAUACGAACUAGAAGUGAACUAGAGUUCAUGAUCUAGCUGUGAAAGUGAUGAAGCGAACGCAGAGUCCACUCGCGCCUCGCUCUCUCUCUCUCUCUCUCUCUCUCUCUCUCUCUCUCUCUCUCUCUCGUUUUAAAGGUUGGUUUAAUCCUGUGGUUCUCUAUGGACCCCUAGUGUUCAGGAGGUCACUGUGGCGGAAAUCACAACCCACCGUUAUCCAAGUUACCAUAUUUAAUAUCGAGUUGUUAGUCUGGAACGAAAUGCAAACGUCUUCUAACUCGAUCCGGAUCAGAGCGAAAUUGAUUCUUUUGAUCCGUUUGGUUUCGUUUCACUCUGCACACAAUGAAACGAAUCGUUAGGAUGAAACGGCGCACCUUUUAAUGAGACAAAUCUCACCGAGUCAAAUCUCACAAAUCACCCGAGCACGGAGCCGGCGGCGCUAAAGAAACGAUUCGAUAAUGAUAUCAAUAACCGGUUCAAAACGCACGCGGCGUGUUUGAUUCACUCCCUGCAGGCGAGUCGAUUCACUUACAGGCGAGUCGAUUCACUUUCACACCGGAAUCGCACCACCUCGCUCGGAUUGUGAUUUCCGUGAUCUGACCCGAAUAAAUAAUUAAAUAAUGAGUCUAAAUAUUUCCGUAUUUGGAUUGGGUUCAUAAAAUUUCAUUCCGUACUGAGCACGUCCAUGAUUGGUUGAUAGAUAGAUAGAUAGAUAGAUAGAUAUUUUUUUAAAACAUCAAGAUGGCUUCCUGACUACUUAAACUUUGACAACCCCUGGUUUAAACAACUAUUUACUGUAUGUUUGUUUAUUUUGUUUUACUGUACUGCUGCUAAAUUCCACAUUAGAUGUUUUUUAUGCUGUUUCUUCUCCGUUUUCUUGAAUUUCUGAAAGCACGUGCCAGUGAAAAGACUGUAACGUCACUGCUUUGUCAGUCAUGCUGAAAACAAGUCAAAGCCUGUAGAUAUUUAUUUAUCCGUACGUGCAGAUGAGUGAUCUCUGUCUAUAAUCUCUGUCUGUAAAUCCGGAAGCGCACGUGUUCGAACAGAGAAGCGUUGUUUUCGGAACUCUGAUGCUGAAUAUCUUUUUUCUCUUUGUGCUUGGACACUUUAUUCUCCCCCUUUUUUUAUGAUGAUUUUUUUUUUUUUUUUUUUUUAAAGAGGACAAAUCAUCCGAGUUAUUUAUAGAACCGAGUAUCUAAAGAUGAUGUGUUGCCAAUCAGAUUGUACCUGCUCUGUAACGCUGUCUCUUUUUAUACAGAAAAAGAUUUUACUCCUGUGAACAGAAUCAGUUUUUGUACAGAUGAAAAAAACACAGCGUGAUGUUUUAAUGUAGUUUUGUAUGUUUUAUCGGUUGUUGUUGUUGUUGUUGUUGUUUGUAUGAAUCAGUUUUGUAGAAAUGAAUGUACACUGUGAUUUAUCUAUAAUAUAUAUAAUUUCUUUGGUAGAGUUUUAUUACA